Molecule: messenger RNA, 678 nt
Organism: Aspergillus aculeatus ATCC 16872
Lineage: Eukaryota; Fungi; Ascomycota; Eurotiomycetes; Eurotiales; Aspergillaceae
Exons: 2
Coding region: 1-678 (225 amino acids)
Source: RefSeq, a predicted model, not a curated record
AUGGCGUUCAGACUAAAAGUCCUGGCAGGCACCACCUUCUCUAGCAUCAUCGGCAUCGGAUUGGGGCUACACCAUACGACCGCCAACAUCCACGCGGUCCCGUUGACUACUACAGACCCUAUCUUCGCUUCCAAGUUCUACAGAAGCUACAACCCGAAUAACAAUCCGACAAUCCAUGACUUGCACAUCAUCAGGGUCCCAUUGAGCGAAAUCGAUCCCGCACUCCUUGAGGAUCCGCCGAGACUGCUUGAGCGAUAUUGUGGGGGAAUAUGGGCAGGAGCCGGAUUUGCCCUACAACGCAUGCUUCGCAAAUGGCUGGACAAGCCUAACACGGAUACCACCCAGCUCUGGUCGCCUUCCGAGCUUCUCCGGUCCGAUUACCAGGUAGGGACUGACAUAGUCGCCGAAUUGGAGGUCAUCGAUCAGUCUUCAGAUUCGAUCCUCAUCCGAGGAGGGGACAAAACUUGCAAUCGCGGCCUGCGGCCCCUGGACGCGUUAAUCGAGGUCGCCGCUCGAGUAGACAAGGAGAAUAAUGUGGUCGAGUUCGGGUUCAAGUCGCUUUUCUUCCAAGGGAUUGGCCGGACGGAUCAGCUCCCUAUGCCAGGGCCGGUGGUGUGGUUGCAUGAGCUAUACGCGAAGAUCUUGUUGAAAUCGGGUGUGCAAUAUGUUCUUAAAUGA